AUGAAGAGAGGGAACGAAGAAAAGGUUAUGGGACCUAUGUUCCCAAGACUCCAUGUGAAUGAUGCAGAUAAAGGAGGGCCAAGAGCACCUCCAAGGAAUAAGAUGGCGCUCUAUGAACAGCUCAGUAUCCCUUCUCAGAGGUUCAACCCUGUGGUGAUGCCUCUUAAUCCAAAUAGCACUAGCAGUGUGGUUCCCUCAGCUUUCUCGACCCAGGGGAGUCGUUCUGAAGGAAAUUUGCCUGUUCCGCUUCAUGUUCGUCCAUCUACACCUACUCGUCAGGCUGAGAUGUUUCAUGCUCGUCAAUCUGAUGGAGCAAAUGAGAACACGCCCUUGACACAACCCGACCAAAGAAAGAAGGUCGGAGAGGAGGAUGAUUUUAGGGUGCCUGUAUUUGUUCAAUCAAGGAUGGGUCUUUGUCAUAGUAAAACUCAAAUUGGUAUUGAUAAGGAAAAACUUGCUCCAAUCGGCCCAUCUCAUUCUGGCCAUACACAUUCUGGCCAUACAGUGAAACUAAAAAAUGUGGGCAAGAAGGAUCCAAUACAAUUAAGCUCCCCAACUACUCUCAAUUUGAGACGAGAAUUGAGAAGUGAAAGAGAAGAGGAUCUAAUAAAAGUAAGUGGCCCGGCUAGGGACCAUUCAGCAAAAUCUGCCACAAAAAUAUCAUCUAGACAAAAGAUUGAUGGGCCUGCAGAAGAAGUAAGUGCAUCUCCAAAUCAAGAGUAUGCAGACUGUCCUGUUCCUAGAUUCAGCAGGUUAUCUGAGAGUGAUGCUUGCUUACAACAAGAGUCUAGAUCUGGAUCACAGCCAAACAUCACUGGGCAAGGUGAUGGUCUUGUCGAGUGUACAAGAGAUGUAGAGAAGGGAGCUGUUUUCCAGGAAAGAAGUCUGUCUUAUUCUGGGGAGGAUCCUGGUGGUCCCAAUGAGCUUGAUAAUGACAGUGAAUACCAUGGAGAUAGAACGUGUAUUUCACCUCAAAUGGGACAUGUAGACAAAAGUGAUGAUGUCUCAGAGACCUCCAUGGUGGAUUCUGUAUCUGGCUUGGACAUCUCUCCUGAUGACGUUGUCGGAAUAAUAGGUCAGAAACAUUUCUGGAAGGCAAGAAAAGCAAUCGUCAAUCAGCAAAGAUUGUUUGCAGUGCAAGUAUUUGAGUUGCAUAGGCUCAUUAAGGUUCAACGACUGAUUGCUGGGGCUCCUAAUCUUUUGCUUGAAGAUACUGCUUUCCUAGGCACAUCUUCUUUAAGGGGUUCUCCUGCAAAGAAACUUUCAUCAGAGUAUGUUGUAAAGCCACUACUACGUGUUGUAAAGCGCAAACAUGAACCUGAGAAGCCAAACAACAAAAUUGAAUGUUCCGCAGAAAAUGCAGUUGGGAAAACAUCUCUUUCUUCUGUGAAAAAUGGUAGUCAGACUUCAAAUUAUGGGCCAUAUGUAGGGAACCCACAGCCAACACCUGUCGGUACUGAUAAUAAAGCCAGUCCUUGGUGUUUCCAUCAAUCACCUGGACACCAGUUGUUAAUUCCUGUAAUGUCUCCCUCUGAAGGACUUGUAUAUAAGCCGUAUCAUGGACCUGGAUUUGUGGGACCAGUUUGUGGAGGAUGUGGACCGUUCAACUCAACUCCCAUGACUGGUAACUUUGUUAAGCCAAACUAUGGGGUUCCAGCUUCUCAUCAUCAUCAAGGGACGGGGGUUCUUCCUGUCCCUCCUCCAUUAGGCCAUACUUACUUUCCUCCAUAUGGCAUGUCCAUUAUGAAUCCAGCCAUGCCAAGCUCAGGCGUUGAACAAAUGCGUUGGUUUGCCGGACCUGGUUCACAUGGUCAAAUCGAUCAGUUAUCAGGAGGGGGAACAAACUCUAAUGUGCAGCAUCAAAGCUCAUGCAAUAUGCCAUCCCAGAAAAGUGGAGCUAUUCCUCAUGCCAUGAUGUUUCAGGCAUCUAACGACAGUGAGCUACAAGGAAGUACCACAAAUAGUCCAGGUGACACAGCACGAUUGGGGACAGAUCAAAAUGCUGAAGGAAGUGAUGCUCUUCAACUUUUUCCCAUGUCUCCGGUAAUUCCAGAAGGAGUAGCCCAACCUCAUGAUUCAGGCCAGCCAACACGAGCGAUUAGAGUUGUGCCGCACAAUCCAAGAACUGCAACUGCAUCGGCUGCUCGGAUUUUCCAAUCUAUACAAGAAGAGAGAAAACAGCAUGAUUCGAUCUAG
Messenger RNA from Prunus armeniaca (apricot), 2196 nucleotides. The record is from the annotation of a GenBank genome assembly. Lineage: Eukaryota; Viridiplantae; Streptophyta; Magnoliopsida; Rosales; Rosaceae.